Messenger RNA from Pipistrellus nathusii (Nathusius's pipistrelle), 489 nucleotides. Lineage: Eukaryota; Metazoa; Chordata; Mammalia; Chiroptera; Vespertilionidae. The record is from the annotation of a GenBank genome assembly.
AUGGGAUGGGAGAGGUGUGAUCUGCUGAACAGCCCCCAUGACUUCCCACGACAAUAUGGCACUUCUAAAUCCUGGAAGACCCAGCAUUCUCCUAGGGGCUGCCUGCCACCUAUCUGUAGGGGGGCAGCCACUGGCCCCCAAAACGCCCGCCCCACUGCCCCGCUGCCCACGGUGCGCACAGAGCCACAGGAGCACCAGUCUCCGCCCACCAGCCUCCCUCUCCCUCCUGCUCACACGCAAACCCUCUUCCCAAGUCAGGCAGGGGGAGGGGAGCCAGGAAGAGUCUCAAGGACUCGGUGCAACCACAGGCUGCCCAGGGUUCAUGGCGAAGCCCCGCUGCCAGCAACGGAGGGUGUGUGGGCAGGUGCAACCUGGGGCCAUGGGACACAGGAAGAUGAAAACAUCUUCAUACAAAACAGUUCUUCUUCUGUCUUUUUUUUCUUUUUCUUUUCCAUUCACUCUGCAAAAGGAACCAACUCAAAACACUGA